ACACAAUGGAACGCUCGGGAGACUGCAAGCCCCAGGAUGCCGCGCGGCCACCUGCACCUGCCGCCACUAGCACUAGAGGGAUGCGCAAAGCAGGCGGGGCGUUGGAGUUCAGAUGUGCGCUCCCGGGAUAGGCUGCCCCGGAGAGGGAGAGGCGGGGUCGGCUGUAUCACGUGGACCUGCUCCCGCUGCCGCCGCCGCCGCCGCCGCAGCCGUCGUCUUUCUCUGUCUCGGCUGAGGCAGCCAUCUUGCUCUUGCCGCGUGCUGGUGUUGGAGGACCCUCCCUGCUUCAGAUUUACCAACAGCAUGAAUCAAGAAAAGUUAGCCAAACUUCAGGCUCAGGUCCGGAUAGGGGGCAAGGGUACAGCUCGCAGAAAGAAGAAGGUGGUACAUAGAACAGCCACAGCUGAUGACAAAAAGCUUCAGAGUUCUCUAAAAAAACUGGCUGUGAAUAAUAUAGCUGGUAUUGAAGAGGUGAAUAUGAUUAAAGAUGAUGGGACAGUUAUUCAUUUCAACAAUCCCAAAGUCCAAGCUUCCCUUUCUGCUAAUACCUUUGCAAUUACUGGUCAUGCAGAAGCCAAACCAAUCACAGAAAUGCUUCCUGGAAUAUUAAGUCAGCUUGGUGCUGACAGUUUAACAAGCCUUAGGAAGUUAGCUGAACAGUUCCCGCGGCAAGUCUUGGACAGUAAAGCACCAAAACCAGAAGACAUUGAUGAAGAAGAUGAUGAUGUUCCAGAUCUUGUAGAAAAUUUUGAUGAGGCAUCAAAGAAUGAAGCUAACUAAAAGUUUGGUUUUUGGAAGCUGGCAUGGACUAGAUUUAACAAAUCAGCUAUGUGGUUCCAAAGUUUUACAGACACAGAGAACAUCACCUGUUACUAGUUCAGUAAUAUAAAUAUUUUGUAUAUUAAUAAUGCUGUUUGUUCAGCAUUUUUCGGUCAUUUGAUUUUGCAUUUUGCACUUCCUCCCAGGAUAUUUUUUUGGUCAAAAUAUGAAGUAUUGGUGCAGUUUGAGGGUGUUUUGGUUUUUGAUUCCUGGUUUUUUUGUUUUUUUGUUUGGGGUGUUUUUGGUGUAUGUAUGUUUAUGUAUGUGUGUGGGUAUGUGUGUAUACAGUGGAGAGCAAAUUGGAAAACACUUCUAUUUAUCCUCCUCCCUCCCCAGUAGAAAUAAAAAAAAUCUUUACAUUUGUUACCUUUCAUUUCCCCCCAUAAGACACAGAAUUAAUGGAAAGUGGGUAUCUUGGAUUUCAGAUCUGAAGAGAUUUUUACCAUUAGUGGUUUGAUUUUAAUUUGCUUGGUUAACUAUCAUAUUUUUCAUACACUUCUCUGGGUUUAAAAUGUCUUGAGGUAUUUUGCCACUGGCUUCAUGCUGGAGUAAUGGGUAACAUAUCUUUGGUAUGGUUGCCGUAGAUUAACUUACCUAGUCAGACCCAGAAGAACUUCUUUUACUAGCUUGCUUCCUAAAUGCCUUUUUUCCUCUCCUUUUGGUCUCCAAAUGGCCUGGUCAGCUUUUGGUAAUAUUCUUCCUCAUCUUCCACCUAACUUGAGAAGGAUGUUCUCCAUAUAGAGUUAAGUGAGUGCCUAAUCCCUCCUUUUGUAAGAUUUUGUUCCCUCAUCUUGAGGAACAACUUCAUCUUCAACUUUUUAUUUCUCCCCGAUGUUACAGUUUGGUAGAUUUCAAACUGGAAUACCUAGCAUGUGCUUGCUAAAUAAUUUUAUGCCAACCUUAUCCUGUAUCCUAGCUGUUCCUAAUAGCAGGUACAAAAAUGCCUGUUUUUCAGCAAGGUUGAAACUGGGAAUAUCCUUUUGAAUCAGAAGAAAAUAGGCCAUAGACUUAUCCCCCAGCACAAAUGGGCAUUCUGUGAAAUGGUACUGGCUCUAGGAGGAUUUCCUCAACCACUCUCCUACUCUCGGCCUUGAACCUACCUCUGGGUUGGAUCUUACUAUUGUAGCUGCUCACUAUACCCUCCUGCAUGCUUAGAAUAAUGCUUUGGGGGGACCACUGGUAAAACACAGUAUUUAUUUUUUUACCUCUUUUAAGAGGACUUGGAGGUAAGUUGCAUUCAUUCACUCAAGUUUCCCUCUUGCUGUCUAAUAGAAGCUUACUUUUUGCUAUGUCAGCAUUUGUUACAGCCAAUAUUUAAGGACAAAAUUUAGAAAAUACAUCAUUUCCUGGCCCAUCAUCAAACUAAUACAGCUUAACCUUGCAGCUACCAACUUUUGUGUCAAGCUAGAUAUCUUUAUUUGAUAUCUAAGGUGCAAGACCAACAAUAUAUUAAGAGAUCUGUAGACAUGAAGGCAAAGCUCUUGUAUUUUUUUUCAUCCAAACACCUCAAUUUAUUUUAUAAAUUCGUUCAUUUUUCCUGUUAUGUUUUAUAUAAUAUAUGGACUAAACAAAAUAAAAUAACAGUACAAAAGAGGAGAAUAUUUCCUCUUGUGCUUUUCUUGAUGUUGUGUACAGAAUUUCCUUUUAUAUUAUUCCUCUACCCUGCACCUGUAAAUGAAUGUUAGUGCAGUAAUUGUUUGAAAUAAUGCCUCAUCCAGUGUUAGGUCAGUAGCUCCACGGUCUACACAGUCCAGAAUUCUUUCUCUAAUUGUCCCAAAGGGGGACAUUGUGGAGGCAGAGUUAGGGGGACCACUUCAAGUGGUUAGGGACAGAUAAAUAAUAGGCAGUAUAGCACAUGAAAGAAAACACACACUUGGAAGCCAGGAGACUUGUGUCCUAGUCAAAAUUCUGGCAUUAUGUGACCUUGGACAGGUCAUCUAACUACUGUGAAAUUUAUCAUCAGUCAAAUAAGAUUUUAUUCUGUUUUGUUUUGUUUGAGAUGGAGAUUUGCUGUUGUUGUCCAGGCUGGAGUGCGAUGUUGCGGUCUCGGCUGACUGCAACCUCCACCUCCCAGAUUCAAGUGAUUCUCCUGUCUCAGCCUCCAGAGUAGCUGGGAAUUUUUUUUUUUUUUUGUAUUUUUAGUAGAGAUGGGGUUUUACCAUGUUGCCCAGGCGGGUCUUGAACUCCUGACCUCAGGUGACUCAUUUGCCUCGGCCUCCCAAAGUGCUAGGAUUACGGGCGUGAGCCACUGCACCCAGCCCAAAUGAGAUGUUUCUAAAUCUGAAGUUUCUUCUGCUUUAGCAUUUCUGUAGAUCUCAUUUGAAAUUUUUCAGGGAAGGGAUUUUAUCAUUUGUUCAGAGAUGUCUUUAUUUUUAUUAAUACCCAUAAAACGUUUGUGUAUUUGCUUCUUCCUCUUUCUCCUUUUGAUCACAUUUUAGCUACUCACCUAGAGGAUCUCUGGCCAGUAUUCCCUUUUAUUGUAUUGAUAACAAUUCUUAAUGGCUGGCCUGUCUUAUGUACAAUGAGCCAAUAUUCUUUUUUGUUUUAUAUUUUUGUAUCUUCCCCUUUCCUGAACAAAGCAUAUUUAGAGUCUCAAAGAAAUCCUCUCCACAAAGACAUGUUCCUCCCUCUGGUGUGGGUAGACACAGGGUAAGAGUUUGGAUGAAAUGUUUGUAAAUUGUAGUGUUCUUGGCAUAAAUAUGAAUUAAAUAGUUUUUUUAUAUUUAAAGAACUAGUUAAUAUGUGCUUCUUUCUAAGGUUAGGUAUUUUUUGUCAAAAUAGCAAUGAUAAAAACAUUUUGUGGGGGAAAUUGACCUUAAAAUUUUGGGAUAAUUCAAGAAAUGUCUGCAGAAAAUUGAUUUCUGAUCUUAAUUUUUGUGUUAGUCCUUUGAGGUUUUUUGUUUGUUUGUUUGUUUGUUUUUGUAAAGCUCCUCAUCUGUUUUGGACAAGUCCAAAGUAAAUGGUUGGGCUCUUAUAUCUGUUUUACCCUUAUUUUUCCUAUUAAGUAAUGGUUUAAGAAUAUAUCAAGCACCUUAAUUUGUUGUUAAGUAGCUAGUGCUUACAGGAUUCCAUUAAAUUCACUUUAAUAAGCCUA
Molecule: messenger RNA, 3913 nt
Organism: Symphalangus syndactylus (siamang)
Lineage: Eukaryota; Metazoa; Chordata; Mammalia; Primates; Hylobatidae
Gene: BTF3L4
Product: basic transcription factor 3 like 4
Source: RefSeq, a predicted model, not a curated record